Molecule: messenger RNA, 2458 nt
Organism: Fundulus heteroclitus (mummichog)
Lineage: Eukaryota; Metazoa; Chordata; Actinopteri; Cyprinodontiformes; Fundulidae
Gene: psen1
Product: presenilin 1
Exons: 11
Coding region: 269-1723 (484 amino acids)
Biological process (GO): negative regulation of apoptotic process; amyloid-beta metabolic process; smooth endoplasmic reticulum calcium ion homeostasis
Cellular component (GO): cell surface; growth cone; Z disc
Molecular function (GO): cadherin binding; beta-catenin binding; aspartic endopeptidase activity, intramembrane cleaving
Source: RefSeq, a predicted model, not a curated record
UUCCGCCUGACAGCGGAGCUCUGCAUCUAAUCGACGCGAGCAGGAAGCGGACACGGAUGUUCUGGGAGGAAAGGCAGGAACAACAAAGAGGAGGAGGAGUGGUUGCCCGGGUUUUAAACCUGUAUAAAGAGAAUUUGAAAGAAAGUGCAUCACGUUCGUUGUAGUGCCUUUGUUUCUGGCGGUCAAAGGAUAAUUGGGUCUGUUCUUCUCUCGCAUCAGGGGGACGGAGGUUUGUUUGCAUGUGAGGGCAAGUGUCAGCUGAGCCAUCAUGGAGAACAACGCUGAGGACGUUGAGAACAGUAUGGAGCAACAACAGGCGAAUACAGCCCCCGAACCCGGCCAGCAGCCCCAGGAGCCACCGGCGACGAGAGCGAGGUCCAGGGGAGGCUCCGGGGCUGGAGCGGCUGAUGGGGGAGGAGGAGACGGCGGAGGCGGCAACGGCACCGGGCCCGAGCAGAACGGCCAGCCGCCCACCGCUCGUCCCGCUCGAGUGGUGGACGCCGAAGAGGAAGAGGAUGAGGAGAUGACGCUGAAAUACGGGGCCAAGCACGUCAUCAUGCUCUUUGUUCCUGUGACGCUGUGCAUGGUGGUGGUCGUGGCGACGAUAAAGUCGGUCAGCUUCUACACCAGGAAUGACGGACAGAGACUGAUCUACACACCAUUCCCCGAAGAGACAGACACGGUAGCACAGCGAGCCGUCAACUCCAUCCUGAACGCCACCAUCAUGAUCACCGUGAUCAUCGUCAUGACUUUGGUGCUGGUGCUGUUAUACAAGUAUCGCUGCUACAAGGUGAUCCAGGGCUGGCUGUUUCUCUCCUCCCUCCUCUUGCUCUUCUUCUUUUCCUUCAUCUACCUCAAAGAGGUUUUCAAAACCUACAAUGUGGCCAUGGACUGCAUCACCCUGGCAAUAGUAGUGUGGAAUUUCGGCGUGGUUGGCAUGAUAUGUAUUCACUGGAAGGGACCGCUGCGGCUCCAGCAGGCCUACCUCAUCAUGAUUAGCGCCCUGAUGGCCCUGGUUUUCAUCAAAUACCUGCCAGAGUGGACCGCCUGGCUCAUUUUGGCUGUCAUAUCUGUUUAUGAUCUGUUGGCAGUGCUCUGUCCUAAAGGACCACUGAGAAUCCUUGUGGAGACGGCCCAGGAGAGAAAUGAACCCAUAUUUCCAGCUCUCAUCUAUUCUUCUACAAUGGUAUGGCUCGUCAACAUGGCAGACACUGACAGGCCGAAGAGGAACUCAGCAGAAGCAGGAUCAGUUCAGCAACCAACUCAAGAAUCAGCUGUAGAGUCUCCAGCCCCCUCAAGUCCUUCGCAGGAUGACGGGGGCUUCACCUCUUCCUGGGUCAGUCAACAGCAGCACCGACUGGGGCCCCUCCAGUCCACUGAGGAGACCAGACGGGAGAUCCAGCAGAUGCCGUCGGCCCGCCCCCCCGUGGAAGACGACGAUGAGGAGAGGGGCGUCAAGCUGGGGCUCGGAGACUUCAUCUUCUACAGCAUGCUGGUGGGGAAGGCCUCGGCCACAGCCAGCGGCGACUGGAACACCACGCUCGCCUGCUUCGUAGCCAUCCUCAUCGGCCUGUGUCUGACCCUCCUCCUGCUCGCCAUCUUCAGGAAGGCUCUCCCCGCUCUGCCUAUCUCCAUCUUUUUCGGCCUCGUCUUCUACUUCGCGACAGAUAACCUGGUGCGGCCCUUCAUGGACCAGCUGGCGCUACACCAGUUCUACAUUUAGCAGGACACCCUCCCUCACUCCCCCCCUCUCCCCCACAGUCCAGGCAACCAUCGCCCACCACAGCCCCCCCCCGGCCAACAACACGAGAGCACUCCCUUUGUGGCCAGGAGAACAACGAACGAUGCAAAAACACCCCCUCUUUAAAAACACGAUGCUGGAACGCCAGCCGUUUUUCACUCUGCCUUCAUUUCUGGCACCGAGAUACAGUGUUCUCCAAAACGGCAGAUCUUAAAUGUUUUAUCUCCCUUUUAAACCAAGCAGUGACGUUUUUCACCCAAGAGGAGACCAGCGGUCUCAGGCACAGACUAAGCGGGAAUGUUUGAUCCCUGUUUAGGCCCGGGAGGCUCUUGUGUUUCCAUCUACACGCCUCUAUCAGCCGCAGUCCCAUCUGAAAGGGGCUUUACAGCAGAUGCCUUCUUCAGGGUCACCUACAUUCAGAAGUGGGGGGGUAUUCUCUUCUAUAACUUCCUUUUUUAAAGGUUAUCGCAAAAAUUCCUCUCUGGUCCAUUUUCAUUACAACCGCAGCUCUAACCCUUAUCGCGCCUUGAUGACGGUAACGGACAGUCCGACGGUGACACCGCUAAUAGAUAGAAACGUCUUGUUUGAAUGUGUACCAGAUGUCGGCACGUGCUUUGCUCACUGCUGCUAACGAGUGGUAAAUAGUUAUUACGUUUUUAUCAGUUUUUUGUUUUCUGCAGAAACAAAAUUCAGACCUGACUGAUUUUUUUUUUUUUU